AUGACCACUCUUCGGGUACUACUGCACAUAGCUGCUCACCGCGACUACGAGCUGCACUCUCUUGACUUCAGCACUGCUUUCUUGCAGGGCAGCCUGCACGAGGAGAUCUGGCUGCGUCGCCCACCGGGCUUCACUGGGUCUUUUCCUCGUGGCACCCAGUGGAGCCUCCGGCGGCCAGUCUACGGUCUUCGCCAAGCACCGCGUGACAUUCUGGCACGCUAUGUUGCUCCUGGGAGACACAGACUGGAGCAUAUGGCUGCACCGAAGAGGGUGUUGCGCUACUUGUGCAGUACGCUGGGCAUGGGGCUUGUGCUUGGAGGGCAGAGUCCAGUGGUCCUCACUCGGCAUGCAGACGCUUCUUCGGCUGACGACCAGGCUACGCAGCGGUCGUCACAGGGUUACACCUUCAGCCUUGGUUCCGGCUCUGUUUCGUGGCGAGCUACUCGCUCGUCUUCUGUUCUCGGCUCCAGUUGUGAGGCUGAGAUCUACGCAGGAGCCAUGGCUGCACAGGAGCUUCGCUGGCUCACCUACCUGCUGACUGACCUCGGAGAGCCGCCUCGUUCUCCUCCAGUGCUGUACGUAGACAAUAAGCCCAUGCUGGCCUUGUGUCGGGAGCAGAGACUGGAGCAAAGAACAAAGCAUAUUGCUCUCCGCUACUUCCUUGCUCGUGAGCUGCAGCAGCGUGGUCAGCUGCGUCUUGCGUACGUGGCCUCUGAGGUCAACGGUGCUGAUGUCUUCACCAAGGCACUUGCGCCUUGUGAUCAUCAGCGCUUCUGUACUCAGCUGGGUCUUGGACCUGCCUUGCCUCACUUGCUCACCUCUUGA
Closterium sp. NIES-65 is the source of this 825-nucleotide messenger RNA. The record is from the annotation of a GenBank genome assembly. NCBI's taxonomy places the organism in Eukaryota, Viridiplantae, Streptophyta, Zygnematophyceae, Desmidiales, Closteriaceae.